AUGCUGCGGGCGGCGUCCACCGUAAAUGCCCACGUGGUCGGUGAGUCGUUCCACCAGUUUGCGCCCCAAGGCGUAACGGGCAUCUUGUCCAUCGCCGAAUCCCACAUUUCCAUUCAUACCUGGCCGGAGCACGGCUACGCGGCGGCGGACAUCUUCACCUGUGGUGACCACACCAUGGCGGAACGCGCGGCGGCCGUGAUAAUUGAAGCGCUGUGCUGUCGGGACCCGGAGAUCACCCAGAUCCGCCGUGGGCUCACGGGUGCGCACGUUGUUGAACUGCAGCAAGCCCACCACCUGAACUGA
This is a messenger RNA of Geodia barretti, 303 nucleotides long. Lineage: Eukaryota; Metazoa; Porifera; Demospongiae; Tetractinellida; Geodiidae. The record is from the annotation of a GenBank genome assembly.